This is a messenger RNA of Vespa mandarinia (Asian giant hornet), 1573 nucleotides long. RefSeq lists its product as uncharacterized. The record is from RefSeq and is a predicted model, not a curated record. Lineage: Eukaryota; Metazoa; Arthropoda; Insecta; Hymenoptera; Vespidae.
UUCGUCGGUGCAUCGUUCAUUCGGUUCGUAUGAUUUGAAAGCACGUUGCUUUCUACGAGUAUUUCGAAAUAUAGAACAUUUAAAGUGGUGUAUAAAAGCGUAGAACUGUUAUCUCGAAUUAUUGAGAAAGAAAAAGAAAGAGAGAGAGAUAGAGAGAGAGAGAGAAAAUAGAAAAAGAUAUUAUGACAACUAUGAGAACAGAUUCCGUCGAUACGGUGCAUCGACUUUCGUCGAAUGAUACUCUUCAGAAAUCUGAAUUACUCACGGAUCAGGAUGUAAGAUACAUUGUGGAACGUAAACUACAUGGAAAUAAUUUUAACAUAGUAAAUUCUAGCAUGGUAUCUGUCGACAAUACGAACGGUUAUCUUGGCCAAUAUUACAAUGUUCACGUAACCAUAAAGCUUGACGAUUCUAGUAUAAAGAUAUUGAAUUUCUUCGUUAAAACUUUACCACCAACCAAUAGCCCACAAUAUGCAUUUAUCUUACGAUAUGAUACAUUUAACAAAGAGAUAUUCAUUUACACCGACGUGAUACGUCGUAUGGGAGUUGGUAAAGGUUUUAAGUGGUUGGCCGAGUGUUAUUUGUGUAAAAAGGAUUCCAUCAUAGUACUCGAAAAUGCGAAAAUCGAGGGAUACGUAAUACACGACAAACACGUACCGUUCGACGAGUCACAUUGCAUUUUAACAAUAAAAGCUCUCUCGAACUUUCACUCGAGAUCAUUGAUUCUUGAUGAAAAGUUACGUAGUACCGGCCGUACGAUAUUCGAUAUUUAUGGGCAUUUAUUUAACGAGGUAAUAUUUACCGAGGACGAAUUGGCAAGAAAAAUAUCUAAGGAAUCGAUCAAUGCAAUAUUUCUCUUAAUUGAUCUCGAUGAUAGAUUGAACAAUAAGGAUAAGGAUAAAUUAAAGAAACGAGUUAAUUCUUGGUCCUUGGUAUUUCCUAAUUUAUUAAUACCAUCGAAAAAGUAUCGUAAUGUUAUAUGCCAUCGUGAUCUAUGGGCGAACAAUAUCAUGUUCAAAUACGAUUCUAAUGGUUCACCAUUUGGUUGCUAUUUGAUAGAUUUUCAGAUGGUACGAUAUUGUCCACCAGCCAUGGACGUUGUUUUAUCGUUAUAUUUGAUAACCGAUCGUACCACAAGAGAUCGACAUUUUGAAUCCCUUUUGAAGAUUUAUCAUGAUACCUUGAAGAAAGCAUUAAAAGAGGAAGGAUUCGAUAUAGAGGAAUGUUUACCUUGGUUGUCAUUUCGCGAUAGCUGUUACGAGACCAAAAAUAUCGCAUUAUUUUUCGCACUUAUUAAUCUUCAAUUAAUGUUAAUGCCAAGUCAAGCCGCCGAAGAAUUUAUGGGAUCGCCUGACGAUUUUGAAAAAGUUCUUUACGGUGAAAAACGAUCGGAACUCGUACGAAGCCAAUACGAAAAAGUAGAACCAUAUAGAAAUCGGAUAAGAGAGAAUCUCCUCGAAGUUUUCGAGAUGUUGCCCGAUCAACCAUCGAACAUUUGAAAUGAACGAUCUUGUAAAUAUUUUAAUACCAUUUUAUAUUGACAUUUUAUCGGAUUAUACGUAUUAACGAUUAA